AAAUUUUUCAAAGCCUAAUAUAUUCAUUUAUUUUUCUACAUCACAUUUUAUUGAAGAGUGUUCCAUUGAAGGGUACUUUCCAAGCAAAUAGUUCACAUUACCGCAUUCUUCAGUGGACACAGAUAUUUUCCGUAGAAAUGAACGCGUUAAGAAAAUUUGAUCAUACCUGGUCUUUCCAUGGAAUUUAACGUGUCAAACCAGAAAGAUUUCGCAACACCUUUGAAACAAAAGCAACGAGCUAAACGAUCACGUUCACCAGCAUGAAGAAACCGAUAUCGUUGACUAUAGAAUCGUUCUUCGAUGAGAACGUGCUCUCGUGGAGCAAACGUCUGCUCAGCUUAUCGGGUCUGUGGCCGGAAAAUCGCAACGACGUACAAUUUUUCUUCUACAUUACGUACGUCGUGAUCUUCACUUGGCUGGAGAUAGUGACGUUGCUGCAGAACAUCCACGACCUUGAGAGGUCGCUGAAAAAUAUCACGCUAUCGUUCCCGACCAUCUUGAUAGUGCUGAAGGCCGUGAUGUUUCGGUUGAACAUGCAUCUUGUCUUACCUUUGCUGGCACUCGUGAAAAGGGACGUCGAGCAAGGAUUGUAUCAGACGCAGGAGGAACGACAGACAGCGGUGUGGUACAACGUGGCCGCCACGUUAUUUUCCACCUCGUCGGCCCUGUCUUUGUUCUUCGUACCCACGUUGUUCUACACGAAGCCAGUCGUCGGCUGCUUUUUGUCGCAAUUCGUAAAUUGUACACUUCCUUACGAGUUACCGAUGAAAGUGAACCACAUUUACGAAGUGACGGAAAUGCGUACGUACGCUCUCUUCUGUGUUUAUUUGAUACCAGUCAGCAUGAUGUUAACAAUCGGUGCAACUGGCGCAGACAGUCUUCUGGUGACGUUAACGUUUCACAUUUGUAGCCAACUUUCGAUUCUGAGUCAACGAGUUAGAAGUAUCGAUCUCGAACCCCAAAUAUACUUUCCGAAGAUGAAGAUACUCGUUGAACGGCAUACCGAACUUCUCAGAUUGGCGAAUGUUUUAUCCGAGACAUUUAGUUCCCUCAUGUUUGUGCAAACUCUGGGAUUAAUAUUUUCUUUAUGCAUCGUGGUAUAUCAGUUAUUGAUGACCAGCGAAUCUGGCGAAGAUAUGAAUACUGUGCAUUUCAUCAUUUAUUCUUGUGCUGUCGUGUUGUUAGCAUUUUGCUAUUGUUUUUUGGGAGAAUGUUUAAUCAAUGAGAGCAGUGAAAUACAGGCGGCUUGUUAUUUCACAAAUUGGUAUAAUUUACCGGAUAAAUAUGUGAGGUCUUUAAUGUUUUGCAUUGCUCGAUCGCAGAAACCAUUGUAUUUAACCGCAGGCAAAUUUUACGUAUUUUCGUUAGAAACCUUUGGCGUUAUAAUAAAAGCGUCUAUGGCAUAUCUUUCCGUCAUGAAAAGCAUGGUAUAACAAUCGACUUGUUAAAUAUUUGUUGAAGAAUUGUUUGCAACACAAACUGUUAUCCAUUACGAAGUUACUGUAAAAUGAGUAUUAUUUUGAGAUAAUUAAAAUUCUAAAUAAACUGGGUUAUUUAAUUAUGUUGUACCUGUCAAAUAUAAUGUUUGCGCGCAUGUUGUAAAAAUGGGUGUCUUUAAUUAAUUUUAGAAUUCCAAAAUGAUUGGACGUAUUAAAUGUAUGUAUGCACAAUAUCACAUAUUGGAAUAUAAUUUGUUAACAUAACUUAAUAAUAUAUUAACCGAUCAUGCAGUAAAAUGAUCAACAAUAUUUUAGCACAUAUUCAGGAUUUUAUAAUAGAUUUCUUCUGUUCUCGAUAUUCAAACGAUACAUAAUUAGUUCAAUUACAGAAAUGCAAAAUUUUUCAGUCGUCCACAUGUGAAUAGCAUAUGAAGUAUUUAACUAAAAUAUUCAACACGUUUGGUUUCAUUAUGGCGAUUAAUAGUCAUAUCUAAA
Messenger RNA from Megachile rotundata (alfalfa leafcutting bee), 1934 nucleotides. Its product is annotated as Odorant receptor 82a. Gene Ontology annotation, molecular function: odorant binding; olfactory receptor activity. The record is from RefSeq and is a predicted model, not a curated record. Lineage: Eukaryota; Metazoa; Arthropoda; Insecta; Hymenoptera; Megachilidae. Gene Ontology annotation, cellular component: plasma membrane. Gene Ontology annotation, biological process: sensory perception of smell; detection of chemical stimulus involved in sensory perception of smell.